This is a messenger RNA of Psilocybe cubensis, 2772 nucleotides long. RefSeq lists its product as uncharacterized. NCBI's taxonomy places the organism in Eukaryota, Fungi, Basidiomycota, Agaricomycetes, Agaricales, Agrocybaceae. The coding region runs from base 1 to 2772 and encodes 923 amino acids. Gene Ontology annotation, molecular function: cation binding; transmembrane transporter activity. The transcript has 22 exons. The record is from RefSeq and is a predicted model, not a curated record. Gene Ontology annotation, biological process: transmembrane transport. Gene Ontology annotation, cellular component: plasma membrane.
AUGGCUCCCCGCUUCACUGACUCUCCGAAUGCACGUUCAAAGUCCAUAUCCACCGCAGACCUUGAUACAAACGGUGUCCUGAAUCGUCACUCUGCUAAUCAUCCAACUUUUCGUGUAGGAGUCUCAGAGGACAAGGGCACUCGGAGGACCAUGGAGGAUGCCCACUCUUUUGUUGUCGACUUCGACGCAGUCCGUGGCCAAGGCUUCUUUGCCGUCUUUGACGGUCAUGCGGGUAAGCAUGCUGCAGAAUGGUGUGGAUCCCAUUUUCAUGAGUAUCUGCUCGAUGCCAUCCACUCAUCUCCCGAUGUACCCAUCCCUGACAUUCUUAACCAUACCUUUCAUGCCGUCGACGAGUCUCUGUCGCGUAUGUGCGAAGAAUCCGAAGGCAAGAUUCAUUCAGGUUGUACCGCAGUUACGGCUUUCUUGCGCGUCGAAGAUUCAAACGGUCGACAAUCCUUCCUUUCUCCACCUUCCUCUCCCUCCGCUGAGUCUCCUGUCUCUGGUCACAGCAUAAACAACAGUGUAGAUGGAGAGCCUGGCUCCUUUGUUGUCGAAGACGCGGCGGAUGCCCUAAAACAGGAUGCCACCCCCAAGAAAGCCAAGGAAAAGAAAACAUCUAGCACAAGUCGUUUAAGAAAGGCUUUACGGAGCUUGGGAGGCGGUGCAUCUAGCAAGUUUACCUCAUCAUCUGCCUCUGGCAAUUCAUCUUCCGCUGCCUCCGUCAAAUCAGUUGCAGAAGGUGUCACCAUUACUGUACCUCCGCCGGAUGCUAAAUACGUCCUUUAUAGCGCUAAUGCUGGUGAUGCUCGCGGUGUCCUGUGCAGAGCAGGAAAGGCGGUCCGUUUGACUUAUGAUCAUAAGGGAACCGACAAACAAGAGGCCAAACGCAUUACAGAUGCAGGCGGAUUUGUUAUGAGUGGGCGCGUUAACGGGGUACUUGCUGUCACGCGAAGCUUGGGUGAUUCCUCAAUGAAAGAGUUUGUGGUUGGUGCGCCCUAUACUACCGAAACUGAACUAUGCGAAGAAGAUGAACUUUUAAUUCUUGCUUGCGACGGUCUAUGGGAUGUGAUUGGCGACCAAGCCGCUAUUGAUUUGGUUCGUGACAUUGAGGAUGCCCAACAGGCCAGUUCAGUUCUUUGUCAACAUGCCUUAUCCCACCAUACUACGGACAAUGUCACCGUUGUCGUAGUUCGCUUUAAGCAUUUGGGACCCCAAAGAGACUUUGAAGAACAGAAUAUUCGGCUGGUACCGAUGUACGGACAGCAACCAUAUCCCGGACCUACACCAGCCUAUGGCUCUGAAGGGCCUUACUACGUUCCACCAGAACAGCCUCUGUACGGCGGUGAUAUUAAAGACCCUUACGCGGGAGGUCGAUUUAAGCCAAAGAAAAGAGUAAACGACCCGAUAUUUCUCAUUUUCUUCGUACUCCAAUUUCUCGGGUUUGCUGCGGUGUCAGGCGUUGCUCUAAACACAUGGAUAUCGCAAGACGGACUUGGAGGCGGACUAGGUAAGGGCGGAGGACAGACAGGCACUGUAGUGACAAUGAACCGGAGCACCGUCUACCUGUUGCUUCUUGUCACCGCAGCGGGGAUGUUACUUUCCGUGGCGUAUCUGAUGCUAGCGCGCAUGUUCACGAAAACGAUCAUGCACAUAACUCUGAUUUUGACUAUUGCGUUGAACAUUGGUAUAUGUGUCUAUUAUUAUAUAACAAAAUAUUGGUCUGGAGCCAUCAUAUUCACAAUUAUUGCUAUCCUUUCGGUCCUGUCCUACUUCGGUUUUAGGUCGCGUAUACCGCUAGCUUCUCUGCUCCUUCAGGUUGUGAUGGACGUGUCGAAGCACCACACCAGUGUCUACGCAGUUGCGUUUGCUUCUUUGUUCCUCCAAGCAGUCCUAUCUGUUUGGUUCACUUUUACCACUAUAGCUACAUAUGCGAAAUGGACGCCCGGGAACCCAUCAUGCGACACAUCCAGCUGCUCUAGUGGAAAGGUCGCUGGCCUCAUCUUCUUCGAGGCCUUUUCCUUCCUGUGGACUUCGCAAGUUAUUGGAAAUGUUGCAUUAUCUACCCUUGCGGGCGGGCCAUAUGGUUCAUGGUAUUACUUCGGUCCUCGUGGCAAUGGUGAGAUGCCUAACCAUCCAACGCUCUCUGCUUUCGGGCGUGCCUCCACCCUUUCUCUUGGUUCCAUCGCGUUUGGCUCUCUUAUUGUUACUAUCUUGGACCUUCUGAGGUUGAUUCUGAAUGCUGCCCAACAAAAUGCAAAUGCAGAUGGCCACCCCGUUGAAGCAUGUCUGGCGUGCUGUGCGGCCUGUUUCGUUGGGAUGCUCCAAAGCUUGGUCGAAUACUUCAACAGAUACGCGUAUAUUGAAAUCGCAUUGUAUGGCAAGCCUUACAUCAAAGCUGCGAAAGAUACUUGGCGAUUAUUCAAAGACCGAGGGAUUGAUGCUCUUGUAAACGAUUCGCUCGUCGGAAUGACCUUGACAUGGGGCGCGUAUGCCAUUGGUGUUUUGUGUUCACUGUUUGGAUAUUUAUACCUACGAUUCACUGCUCCUUCAUAUAACUCGGAAGGACAAUAUACUGCCCCCAUUGUAUUGUUCUCUUUCCUGAUAGGGAUGGUGUGCUCUAUGACAAUGGGGUCUGCAAUUGAAGCAGGUGUAUCGACCAUAUUUGUUGGCCUUGGAGAAGAUCCCCAAGUCUUGGCUAUACGGGCACCUGAAUUGUUUUCUAUGAUCGCUCAGGCAUAUCCCGAUGUCACCCGAGGAGUACCUAGAGGAUAA